AUGAUGAAGGGAGGGGAGAUAGACAUUAGAAGAGAAUUGGAUAUUGAGUUUGUUGAUGAGGAUGGAAUAGAUGCCAAGGGUUUGACGAGAGAGUAUCUCAACCUUGUUCUUCAAAGCAUGACAGAUGGCACAGGCGGUUAUGUUUUAUUUGAAGGUAGGGAAAUGUUAGGCAACUGAACACUUUUAGAAUGUAGGUAUGUACAUGUAUUUAGUUACUUGCCUUCUAUUGUGAAUGGUAAAUUGCAAUGGUAUUGUGUCACUGGGACUGGGUAAAAACAAUAAAUGCAUUCGUGAUAGACAUUAAAAAAAGAUGUAUCAAAACCUAUUUGCAUCAGACAAAUGGAAGUUGUGUCCGUCAAUAUAACUUACUACAUGAAGUAAACCUAAUUGAAAUGUGUAAAUGAUAUUAAAUAUAGAAGAGUAUGGGCUCUUAUCCCAAAUCAUUACUUAAUUUAGAUGCAUCCCACAUACAUAAUAAUACGUUACCAUGUAUUCUAUAACCAACAAUAAAAAAAAUGAAACGUAGAUGUUUUAAAAUCAGUUCUCAGCCCUACAAUGUAAACUGUAGUCCAAGAAUGUUUUUUUUUUUCUGCCUUCUUAAUAAUCAUACUGCAAUUCUCCACCUGACAUUCAGUAUUCAACUACAAUAAGGUCUUAUAUCCUGUCGACCUUAUGCACAUAAGGUGCACAGUAAUAUUUGUACAGCUAACAGGAAUGAUUGUAGAAAUAAUCUGAAUUUCCCAACUUAUUAAUAGACCAAGACUAAGUAACUAACAUAAAUUUUAUUAAUAGGAGACAGAGAUCACCUGUUGCCAGUUCACAAAGAAGAAUACUUGCAGAGUGGCUAUUUUGUCUAUGUUGGGAAAGUAAUUGCUUUGACAGUUGUUCAAGGAGGAAGUGGAUUGCAGUGGUGGGAUUGUCCAGAGCUUUCUCUCGUUAUUUGGUCACUUGGGGAUAUAGCAUCUUCUUUAACAGAGCUGACCAUUUCUGAUAUACCUGACUUGACUGUUCGAAUGUGUUUACAGGAGGUAAAGUCUUGUCAAUCAAACCUUUGUGCAUAAUUACAUCACGAAAUUUAAUUAAUUUUCUAAUUUUAUUUAGCCUUUCUGUCCCUCGUGAUGAUACCCAACAAUUCUCAAUACCUUGCCACUUGAAAAAUUCCCUUGGGUUUUGUCAGUUAGUCGCUAGCACAACAACGGCAGUGGGAAGGUACAAGAGUGGAAAUUUCCUAAGAAUAACUUGCAACAUUGGGAGAUAAACAUGUGACCUUGAAAAAUUUAUAGUUAUUGCAUGACAGUCUGUUGAUUGUAAUAAUUACAAAUUUAUGUUGAUGCUUAAACAAUAGGGACCUUAAGCAUCGACAACGAAACGGACGACGACGACGCCUCGUAACCGAGACAGACUGGGCCAAGGGUUUCGUUUUCGGCGGGGAAAACGAAGUUUAAGCAGUGCAGCUUCCCAGACACACGACGACUUUUUCUUUGCGAAGAAGUUUGUCUUGUUGGAGUCUUGUUAUGGCAUUCAAAGGCCUCCGCAAUUUGCACCUCAUAAGCUAUGACGAUGGUUAAAUCGACGAUGGCGAAUUAAUUGUUCUUUACGACCUGUAUUAUUCGAUUUUGGAGGCUUUCUCUCUGUUUUUGUUUUGAAGUUAGAGUGAAUCCCGAUCUCGAACAGCUCUUGACUUGCAGUUACUCUAAAUUUCGGCUGCUGAAGAGAAUUCAGUGCUGCUGCAAUUCUCCCAUAUUUGUCCUAUGUCAGGGCUCCUCAUAACCACAUCAUGUUCCGGAGUCCACUGUUGGAAAUAGUUGCCUUUACUAACGGCAAAAAAACAUGGGAAAUUAUUAAAUUUUAGUACGAAAAAUUGAACAUUUAUCCUUUAGUACAACCUAAAAUGCACGAGUAAACAUAGACCGUCGGGAAAAGAACAGCAUCUAAUCUAACAGGUUCGGAAGCUGGAAGAGGACAGCUUACUUGUUUUUCCGACUGGUAGUUCCGCCAUCACUCAGGUUUUCAAACAAACCGAACCUGAAAAAUAAAUUCAAGUUAGCAGGCGAAGAAAUCGACAAAGUGCUUAACAUUUGGAUUCUGCUAAUCCACAAAGAAUAUAUUUCUACUUGUACAGAAUGACAAGGGGAAAAAAGAGUGAUUUACACGCAAAAAGUAUAGUUUUAUACUUACGUUUUAGCGACGACGGCAAACCUCCCUGAAUUUCGUCGUCGACGAAGCCUGGACGACGUUUUGACAACCUUACGCAUGCCCAGAAGGUUCGCGCGGGAAAAUUUCAUUUCCGGUCGGCGUCGUCGUCCCAUUUCGUCGUCGAUGCUUAAGGUCCCUAUUAACUCAUAUGAAGCCUGGUCCCAACAAAAUGUCUUCUUUAAGAAGAAAGCAUAACAACCUUGUAUAAAUAUUGUUUGUUUCCAAUGAUAUAUAGAUUGAGAAUGCCUCAGAUGAUGACACCCUUCAAGUGCUUCAAGGAAGGGAUGAUAUCCAAUUCUUGAUGGCUCAAGCAGGGUUUGCGAAUGAAUUUCUCACAUUAAAGAGCAAGAUAAGAGCAGUCCAGCAUGUUAUGCUUCACCAAGUAUUUAAAUUGCGACGUGACGAAAUUGAUGCUAUCCGCACUGGAUUGGAUUCUGUAAACUUGACAGAAUUUCUCCUUAUAAAUGAAAGCUGUAUUCCUAUGGUGUUCCCAUUAACUAGUGAUAUAUCAUACACAACUAAAGACGUACAGGAAAGCAUCACAGUAGCUGACGAAACAACUUUGACUGCACAUGAAAUUCAAGUGGUUGAAUGGUUCCGUACUUACAUUGAUGAACUUCCAGAGUGCAGUGAGUAGUACAUGUAGUUGCUUACAGUCUAUGUCAUUGUUUAUCCUAACAGGUUAUCAUCUGGGGAGCUAGGCCUUCUAGUGAGAGAAUGUUAAAGCUAUACUGACAUUUCAUAAUGGGGUUUACCAAAAAUUCAAAUGCCCAAAAGAAGCAAAGUGCUUCAUUUUGCUACAGUGGAGGCUUCUGCAUGUAAUGUGCACUGGUAUGGAGAGAUCCCUUCAGAACUGUUUGUUGUCUUAAGCAAAAUUCACUCAAGCGUGCAUCUAUAAUAUUGAUUUCAUAAAUCACUGAUCAGUUCGUUUUCAGUUUGCAUUUCAGAACAACGCGAAUAAAAGCAUUUUUCAAUGCACGCACUGAACCAGUCGUGUCCUCCCCCUAAUUUUUCAGUGUUGCUGUAGCCAUUUGUACUCUCAUGUUGCAAUUGUAUUAGCCAGUUCCUAUAUUUCCAAGGAAAAUGAACUUAUGAUUUGCCUACAUUGUAAAAUGAUUGACCUGAAGGUAGCCUGAGUAUCAGGCGUUUCUGGGGAAAAGGGGAAAGAUGGAAGCGAAAAAGGGAGAGAGCUGAAGGAGAGAAACGCCUGCCACAGACGCUUUUACUGGAGCCUUCCACCCCCACACAGCAUGAUUCGAUACCAUCCAAUCAAAAUCACUUCCGGUCAUUGGGUUGUCAGCUUCACGUGUCAAAAAUCUCGCCUAAAAUAAAUCUCACUUUACGGUCUGACCGAGCUCCGGUGCUUGUGUUGCUACGAUUUCGCUUUUUUCUGAAACCUCCAAUGAGGAGUUUUCGAAUACUUGUAAUGUAAAACCUGCCGUUUUUGAGGAAUUAUAACAUGUUUUAGGAAUUGUGCUAGUGUACGAUCGCCAACGCUCUGUUUGUAAAUAAACGGAUGCCCGGAAAAUUGUAAAUUGCUUUUGUUUACAGAGUUACAUCAGGCGUUUGUCUGGCAGUUAAAAAGCUGAUGUUAUCCCUCGUAUUCUCUGGUGGUUAAAAGGAGCUGCAAGAAUAAAUAGGAAGGUGCGAUGGUGAAACACCUAUGUCUAGAAAUUAUCAAGCAGCAGCAAAUUCCACCACUUCACAGAGAGCUCGUGAAAGCUGUUACCAGUUCAAAAAGAAGUGAGAGCGUAUAGCAAAGGUCAAUCCCGUUGGCGAAAUAUGAUGACGCCCGCUUGAGCUUAAGACAUUUCUGAAAGUGAGAAAAUUUUGGAAGAGGAAGCGAACGAAUUCUAAUCACGUACGCUAUCGUAACCGCCACAAGCAAAGUCAACCUUUUCAAAAGCAUUGGUGCUGUCAGCUAUCCCUCGCUCUAUUUUCAUUUACAGUGACAAUACCAUUUUAACGGCAGGAUGUUGUAAAUCAGAACUUAGAUAUCUGAAACACUGAUAUCGUCUUCUUUGUCCCGGUCUUGUGAAACCAAUACUCGGACAUAGUUUCGGCAGAAGCUGGUAUAUGACGCUUUUCCAUACUCCGCGAAAACACAAUUCUUGCUCGGGUUUUAUUUUUAUUCCAGGAAAGAACUUGAGAGCGACCUCUUUUUAGAGCCUUUUUGAAUUCCUCUCUGCGUCUCUGUCCAUGAAAGUAUCACAUACCGGUAACAUGAAAUCAAAACAUCUAUGAAAAAUUUCAAUGGGUUCUCCAUGCCGAUCGCUCUUGCGGUCGGUGACGUCAGGGGGUAUUGUGUGUUAUCCAAUCACUGCCACAUCCAGAUUUUGGAUGUGUCACACGAUUUGCUGAAUGGUUUUGUGUCAGGCCUUCCUUUCUCUUCUCCCCCUCCCCCUUCCCCCAUCUAAAAUUUCCUCUCCCCUAGCCCCUUAGGAAGGCCUGAUACUCAGGCUAACCUGAAGGAUUUAAACAUUGUGUACAAGUGUCCAAACCAACAUUGUAGCAGUUAAAGUAUUUGUCUCCUCUUUACGUUUAUAAGAUAAAGUUGAAGAUGUGUUUUGUUAAAGGGAAGAAAAUCAAUGAGGCCAUUUGUUUUUUUCAUUCCAGACAAACAGACAGGCACUGUCAAUGGCACAGUCAGUGAAACAACCUCUGAGCUGUCAGGUUUACCAACACUGAAGAAUGUCAUUCAGUUUGUUUUUGGUGAUCCAUUUCUCCCAAAGGGUACCAAACUGAAGUUUAGUUUCCGAGGGUCACAUUUUCCAGAUGCAGAUUCAUGUUUUGGGAUUCUGCAUUUACCCUGUGACCAUGAGAAUUACAGUUCUUUCAAAAGGGCAAUGAACAGCUGCAUAAAUUGCCAGUUUGUCGGAUAUGGAAGAGGAUGA
This is a messenger RNA of Porites evermanni, 5090 nucleotides long. NCBI's taxonomy places the organism in Eukaryota, Metazoa, Cnidaria, Anthozoa, Scleractinia, Poritidae. The record is from the annotation of a GenBank genome assembly.